GCAAAGAUUUCUGGGAGUGUGAGAUGGUUUCCAUUUUCAGUGACCAGUUUUACGCGGCGCAUAACAUCACCGCGAAGAAAUAAUUAUUGAAAAAUCAGUGUUUGUCCGGAAAAAAGCGCUUCGUCCUCGCUCGCCACAAAUUGAACGUAAAAAUGACGAAACGAAAAUUAUUCCAGACGAAUGGAACAUAAUUCGAUGGGAGCAGGUGUUGGGUUAACCACGGUGAAAUUAAAACGUACAUUAUUUCAGGCAAUAUCGAUGUUUUAAAAGAUUGUAAUGGUAAUUCUCGCUAGUUGUUGUUAUAGCCAUUCACAAUAUACAGAGACGAAAUGCAGAGACAGAGACCGUUGGGGCUAGAAGAGGGCUCGAAGCGUGAGCCGUUAUGCAGUCACGAUGGCAGGAAAGCCUGAGCUGUCGGCCACCCCUGGUGUCCAGAAUGUGGUAGUCUAUGUGUCGAACGACAACUUCGCCCAAGCCUACGCCGUUGGGCAGAAUGUGGCCCCGAACGGCCCGGGGGCGGCGUACGCGCACACCCCCCAUUCCAUGGCCGCCGUGGUGGGCCCCUCAAAGGGCUACGCGGACAAGGCGCUGCUCAAGCCCCCCGAGUACGCGGGCAACGGGCAAAUAGUCAACGAGCCCCUGCACCAGCAAGGGGGCUACUUCAUAUCGCAGAACGGCUUCUCGCAGCCCUUUGGCUACGUCAACCAGGUGAAGGGCUUCGGCGGGGGCAACGGCGAGGUGCUGUCUGGGGAGAGACAAGCUGGCCCGGGCAGGCCAGACAAGGAGUGUGACGGGCAUGACGCUUUCGUUGAGUCGAGCUAUGUGACAGUCUUGGGGGCCGAGGGGCCCCCGCAAAGUGUGCGUUGUGAUUCAGUGCGGUCGGAAACUGCAGAGUCGAGCUGCAGCAGUUUAAGUUCGGCUGAUGAAGGGAUGGUGGUAGUACAGAACCAGCCUUCUGAGAUGGUGGUGUAUGAUUCAAGUGUGAGUGUUCGGCCUGGUGGUGUGGUGUUCGCUGUGGGGCCGCAGCACGCCAAUGUGACUGUGGGCAGCCAACAGCCCUCCAUUAGUGUGCCCUAUGGAUGGAAGAGGCUGCUCAAUAACGGCUCCAUCAUGUACAUAAGCCCAAGUAAUACAGCUUUAAGUUCUCCGGAACAAGUCAAAGAGUAUCUUCUCACCACGGGCACAUGCAAGUGUGGAUUGGAAUGCCAUUUUAAGUAUGAUAACACCUUCAACUUUGAUCCAAAGGUGGCCAGUAAGCCGUGGACGUUGUCGCCAGACACAAAUACAGGGGACCUGACUAAAUUGUGCAACCAUAAAAGAAAAAUUCUAGCGAUGGCCUCGUUGGAUUGCAAGCCGCCGGACCCCAGUAUGAAAUUGCGAAAAGAUUGCAGCACCACUAAGAAAAGCAAAAGAAAAAUCGGCAUGCCUUAUGGUGGUUGUGUUUCUUUGUCGCAAAUUUUUACUCGUCCAGACAAACUCGCCUUGAGCCAGCAUUUCAACAAGGAAGGUCUCGGAAAUCAACCUCAGGUGUGGCCUCAGUCUCCAACCAGCAGUUCUCAGUUGAGCGGUCGCCUUCAAAAUUAUCCCGAAAACCAGCACAUCGUCAGGUAUCAGGGUCAAGAGCAUGCCGGCAACAGGAUCUUGAGCAAUUCGCCCUUGGUGGUGGGCGACGGCAGCACCAUGAUGGUGCAGCAGACAUCGACGCCGACCAACAUAUCACAGCAAAUUCAUCAGAACCAUCAGAAUACGGGUCCUCAGCAAAAUUCGAACGUUCACGUCCACCAUCCGCAACAUAUUAUCGGUCCGAACGGACAAGUGAUUAGCGUACAGGGACCUAUCAAUUCGAAUCAGGCGUCAUCGAAUCAAAUCGUCAACACUUCGAUGAUAACGAGUCCGAAUAAUGGUGUCGUUAUACAGGGUCAAAAUGUGGUUCCUACACAGUCGCAUCAGCAUAGAGUAUUCAUAAAUAGUCAGCCCAGUGAACCCAGUGGUCCCGGUCGGCCCAAUAUCCAGAUGAUACCGGUAGGUGUCGCGAAUCAUCAGCAGCAGAGGCCAGAAGGCCAGAAUAAACUGCAUCCGCAUUUUUAUAAUAACCAAGCGCCAUAUGCACAGAUACAACAGUAUGAUGCUUCGAAACAAAUGAGGCCCGCCUUCUUACCUGGCAAUAAUCAAAUUAUGAAUGGGUUUAGGCCGCAAAAUAUGGUCAAUCCCCAAAAUAAUCAAAUCGUGCAAGCUCCUGUUAUGAUCAACAAUCAACAGCAAAAGAUACAGUGGCCGAGAAUCCAAGCCAACAACAUGAACCAACAGCAGAUGGCGGUUCAGAGUUCUCAGUCGCCGAAUAACGCGUACGAAAGAGUGCCUCCACUACACCAGCACACACCGCCGCCGACGAUGUGGCAGGACGAGAUUAAGAGGAAGAAAGUUAAACUAGGUAAAAUCGUUAAAAAUCGAUCUUACCAUAUGAUGGAGUGUCCAUCAUUACAUGCUCCAUGUCCCAAUAUAGAUGUGCGACAAAUACCCGGAGAAAAUGGCAGGCCGGUCAUUAUAAAUCAUCUACCCCAGAAUAGUCAGAGCGCGGCGAGUCCAUCUUUCAUGGAGGAUCCCAGCGGAUAUCUCGCGCAGCAAACAGCUCUCCUCAACAACACCAUUAAUCGUCAAACAGGAGCUAAUGCAUGUACAGGAAUGGUUUGCAGUAGCCCGAUAACAUCGUCACACAAUCCACAAACUCACAACCUAACACCACCUGUACCAAAUUCGCAAACAAACGAGGUGCCUUUACCAAGUAACGUGGUGAUAUCUCAUAUGAAACAAACACAAAACGUUACAAAUCGAACCAAUCAAAGUUUAAACGUAGUUAAAGCCCAACAAGUUCCUCAAAACGUUAUUAUGUCACAGCAAUAUAAUCAAAUAAUGGCACAGAACGUAGCCGACAGUAGCGACCAUGUACAGUGUCAAGGUUGUGUUAGCGACAGUGGACAGUCAAAUCUUCAACAAAAUAAAGGCCAAUCAAGACCCAAUAGCCAGCCAGGAACGCCGAGUUCUUCCGGAGGAGGCGUCAAUGACGAUCCUGUUACGUCAUCAAACUAUUCUGAAAAACAAAUCGGGAUAUCAUCGCCUGAUUCGAGGCCUAUCCAAGGCGGUACAGUCAGUACCAGCAAUGUGUCACCUAUGGAUGGAUCUCAGUCCGAUCCUCCUACUCCGAACUCUCAUACCCCUACACCUCCUCAAAGAAACGACAGCAUGCCCUUUGCAGUGUACAAUCAGCAAGGACAGGUUCAACAAGUCAAUCAGUCGAGGGAGAUCUGCAGUUCCGUCAAUUACCAACCAAAGAAUGAAAUGUGUUGUUCGAUGCCUCCUCAUUCCAAAUUGGCUAGUCCGUAUACAUCCGGAGUUGUGACUACUAUGGCUAGUGGCAGAACUGUUGGUAGCAAUACGAUAACUUCGGUCCUCGCUGGUCGAGCCAAUACAGCUACCGUUUCGAUCAACAGUCCUGCCAAUCUUCCCGCUUCAACAACACCGACUACGGUCAUCGGUCAAGGAAAUCCAAUUCAAGCGAAUCCAGUGGCUGUGAACGUCUCAAAAUCACCACUAGAAAUGGUACAAAGUGUCGUCAGUAGCAUCCAGGUUCCUCACUCCCAGAACUAUAACACUGUAUGCUCUACGUCUCAAACUAAUCAACAAAUAUCACCGUCGCAAAUCGUCAAACAUUCGCCCACAGGUUUACCUCCUGGUCACAUUUUGGUCUCUUCUGGGGGUCAACUAAUUAUGGCCAAUACUGGUAACAGUCAGUCAGGAGUUAUGCCUCCCCCACCUCCCAAAUUGGUCUCGAACCAAGGAGCAAUGCCUCCCAUAUCGGUUUCUCCUAUGAUCACCAAUGUUACGGCGGCUGUGAGUCAGGUCAUUCCAGCUGUAGCGCAGCAAGUUUUGGGACAACAAACGGUCUUGGUGAACGCUUUACCUACACCCUUCGUCUUGCAGUCGGGCGUUGCUAUGACCAUGGAUGGUAGCAUGGCUAUGGGACAGAACAUGCAGUUACCGCAGUUAGUUGCCGGAAAUGUUAUCCAACAACAAAUCCAACUGGACAAUUCUGAUCCUCGUCGAACUACUGCUGCUCUCCUUUCACCCGAGAACAAAAAGAAAGGAAAGAAACGAAAAAUGUCUUCACAGACGGUCGCCAAUAUGUUACACAUCGCCGCGCAACAAAAUUCCGGUGUCGUGAUGUCUCAACAAGGUUUUCCGCAGCAGAUACAAAUGGCACAUAGUCCUCAGGGCCUGGCUGCGGGUCCAGUGAUGCAAGCUUUAACUAUAGUUCCCAGUAAAACGGGCGGGCCGCCACAGAUAGUGAUGAACGGCCAGCCUAUGACGAAUACCAGCCCUAUCGGGACACAACAGCUUAUCGCCAAUUCACAACCCACCCAACAGAUUAAUCUCUUGCAACCUGUUAAUCUCAUUAAUGGUACGGCGGGUGUGGUCCAAAAUUUCCCUACCAUACAACAAUUCAUCGUUCCGAAUCUCGGUGGAAUGGUCAUGAAUCCUGACGGUACUGCAACCCUCUUACAGGAUACAUCCAAUAUCGGAAUGCAGUUACAGCUGCAGAACGUGAACGGACAGAACGUGCUGACACCCGUACAGAACAAUGGAAUGUUUAAUGGUGGACAAAGUAUUUUAGCGGCGAGUCCAGCAGGCAUGGUUAUAAGGGCACCGUCGACAUCUCAGGGGAAGAUCAUCCAGCAGCAACAACACAGUCCCGGUGCACAAUUUUUAUCUCCGAAUGGUGGUCAGUUCGUGGUUAACGGGACACAAUUCAGUGGUCAAUUAAGUCCUUUGGUGGCGAGUGUGAGUCCUUCGCAGCAGGUCACCUUCGGAACAUCCACACCACAGAUACGUCCCCCGCAGGCUCAGCAGGAAUUCAUCCAGUGUGGCCAAAUGGGGCAAACGUUAAUGGUGCCGUGCGCGCCGGCGGCGAACAUAGCGGUAUCUUCUUCCAACCAACAGAAUACGACGUUUGUUCAACAGAACACCACGAUCGUGCAGCAACAAACGACAAUGGUUUCCAACAGUCAGCAGUUGCAGAAUUUCCAAGGCAACAACCAAAAUAAUCAGAACAGAACGACGCUGAACGUUGAUCAAAAUUUUAUUAUCAGUUCGAACGACAAUAAGCAGGUUCAAGCGUUAUUGGUGCAGAGAGAAAGCCCACAGAAUUCUUAUAGGCAUUCGGUGUCCACACAAACUGCUGUAAAUCAGAAUGCCCAGACCGUUACGACGAAUACGUUCUGCCAAACAUCGACGUUGUCCGCUGGUAGUCCACCAGAUACUACCACGCAUAGUCCGUUGGCUUCAGGAGGACAGAGUCCGCCAACUGCUGAUACCACUACCCAUUCUGGAAGUACCGAUGAUGGUUUAUCUCCAGCUCCUUCAAAUUGCUCUGCUACAUGUGACAGCGCAGUGGGGAGACAGGCGUCCUGUACAAUGGCGAUGGUACAUUGCAUAUCCAGUAGUGAACCCGAUUCCGCCGAUUUAAACACCCAAGGUUCAGAACACGACUGGUCGAGAACUUCACUCGGUGCCCCUCAGAAAACUGAUCUUUCCGACGUAACAAGUGGCCAAAUGCAGUUCACUAAAAAACAGAACACUCCAACGCAUUUGGCGUAUGCUGAAUCCUCCACGAUGAUGGCUGGAUUACAGUUUAUUGGUGAUCAAGUGAAAGCGCAAGAGGCUGUUGUCAGUUCACACAAUUUUGAUAAGAUCAUCCAGAAACGAAAAAGCAGCGAUACUUUAUUAGUCAUGGAAACCCAUCACAUGCAUUCAUCCCUUUUUGAUGAAGAAGAAGAUAACGAAAAACCUGAAACACAGACAGUCCACAACUUUGUUGUUGGUGAUUUGGUUUGGGGUCCAUCUAAAACUAGUCCAGCUUGGCCGGGUAAAAUAAUUGAAGUAAACGGAAAUGAUGUUUCUGUUAAGUGGUUUGGAAGUGACAAAUUAGUUACAAAAUUAGACAAAGGUGCCUUGCAGACACUCACAGAAGGUCUUGAUGCUCAUCACCAUGCGCGAAAAAAGUGCAGAACAUCUCGCAAACUGAAUUCGCACUUGGAGAAAGCCAUUCAAGAAGCUAUGGCUGAAUUGGAUAAAGAUUUGGAACAAGAGUCGAAAGAACAGACGAAGAUCCAGAAAGCGUCUCCUACCAAGAAAAGUAAUAGAUUAAGAAGCGGUCAUCGGUAACAGGAAAUUUUAUAUCAAAUUAAUUAUUAAUAAUAUAAAAAGGACCAACAUCGAAAUCGAAUGAGAUGUGUAUAAAUGUACGUAGCUUCAAGUUGAGAGAAAAAUGUAGAUGAGAAACAUUUUUACUAACGCUUCUUUUAUGUAAAAAAAUAAUAAUCAUAGACCGAUGUUAUAACUGGUAUUGAUUCCUAGAUGAUAAUAUAAUCGUAAUAUAUAUAAAAUAUUUUUCAAAUGCCUUUUUUAAACUAGCAUACGAUAUGGCACCAUAAAUAAGCCUAAUCUUUAAAAUUUGUACUAACACAUAUUCAAUUUAUGUAAAAAAAAUCAUAACGUAAAUUGGGCUUUCAAUAAUGUUUGUCUAAUUAGUUAUGUAAUUAAAUAGAGCUUAGACUUUAUCCAAAAUAUAUUGCGGGUCUUAUAAAAAUAAAAUCAUUUAAAUAUAGAACGACACCUUUACAAGUUUUGUAUUUCUAGUCAAUGUUUUAAAGAGCUGACAGUUAAACGACAAUAAAAUGUACCAUUCGUUUUAAAGCGUUUAUUUUUUUGGUACUGUGAUAUGCUGGAAAUAUAUCCAUUAUGGGUUUCAUCACGUUACUAUUCAGUGCGUGUUUGUUUCGUUUCUGAGGUGAACAUUGAGUGCAGUUGGUAGUAUGUUUUAAGUCAUUUGCGUAUUAGUCUUCUUAAUUCACCAGUUUACAUUUCUAUUGAGUGGCUGUUAUAUGUAGUGUUUGUUUCAUAAAAUAUGGUCUUAAUACUAUAUUUAUAAUGAGUUUACCAAAAUAAUAAUUCUUAUUAGUUGAGAAGAUUAAUAUUAACUUGAUGAUGGGUACUUGCCAUUUUUCGAAUUUGCUCGAGAUGAGCAAGCCAUAUUUUAAUUAGGACUUGUUUAAUUUUACGCAGCAGGUAUUUUAAUCACCCAUAAACCUUGUUACUAUGUGUAAGUUUUAUGAUUUGCAGUUUAUUACUACUAACAAACCAUAAUCAAAUUAUGAAACAAUGCUUACAUUAAGUAGUUCUUACAGUUAAGUGAAAAUUGUACAUUAUAUUUUUAUAUAUGUAUUUAUUGUUUAUAAUUUCUCCUCUUUAGUUUCAAGUAAGAUGCUUAAUUUAUUACCUUGUAGAUUUUGAAAAAGCCACUUUUUUAACUGUAAUAUUGAACUUUUCUAAGUGACCUGAACUGAUGUGAAGUGACUUGUGCAUGGAUCGUUUACAUCAGUUGAGUUCACCAUGACAAAGAAGUGUCAUUUUCAGAUCUAACGAAUUAAUGAAUAUGUUGUACACGUUGAAAUUAUUUUGGUUGAAACCAGUGUUUGAUUAUGUCUUAAUAAUAGCAUCACAAUAAUCUCUAGAUUAAAAAAGUGAAAUAGGUAAACAGGAGCCGUCCGCUUUAAAACAAAUGCAUAAUCGCAUUUCUCGCAUCACCCUUAGAGUGGACAGAGCAUUUUAAUAUUCUUUCCCUUUUAUGUAUUAUUUAUUUGCCUUAUUAUGUAUAUAUUUUUAUAGGUACCUGUUCUGUGUCGCAGAUAUGGAUUGUAUAACCGGUGUCAUUUUUUGUAUUGUGUUUAUAGAGUGGCCGUGAUAAUUAUUACAAGAAAUUAAACUACUCUGUAAGCACGAUUUCGUACUAUAAUCCAGUGUUAGAGCUACAUGUCACAUGAAUGAUGCAUGUGCGGUAGCUGUGUCUGUUUCUGUAAAUAUAUUGUAUUAAUACUUUACUGUUUGGCCUGCUAUGUUGUGGUUGAACAUUUCUCCAGCCCAAUAAAUACUGGAUUAGAUAAA
Molecule: messenger RNA, 7998 nt
Organism: Zophobas morio
Lineage: Eukaryota; Metazoa; Arthropoda; Insecta; Coleoptera; Tenebrionidae
Exons: 10
Coding region: 394-6219 (1941 amino acids)
Cellular component (GO): nucleus; chromocenter
Molecular function (GO): DNA binding; chromatin binding
Source: RefSeq, a predicted model, not a curated record